Caenorhabditis remanei is the source of this 477-nucleotide messenger RNA. RefSeq lists its product as uncharacterized. The coding region runs from base 1 to 477 and encodes 158 amino acids. The transcript is spliced from 3 exons. Lineage: Eukaryota; Metazoa; Nematoda; Chromadorea; Rhabditida; Rhabditidae. The record is from RefSeq and is a predicted model, not a curated record.
AUGCAAUAUCCAAAACAAUCUUUCUCUCUUCUUCUUCUUGCUCUCUUAAACAUUGCCUCAGCUUCUAUUUUCACAAGUUCUGAUGAUGUAACAUCGGAAGUUACUAGUAGUACAACUACAACUGCAGUAGCCAUUCGAGCAAAAAGACAAUGCGGUGGAAUGGGUGGAUGUUGUGGAGGAAUGAGUGGUUGUGGAUGUGGAUCCAUGGGAAUGUGUGGACAGACCUGCUGUCCCUCUGCCCCACCACCAUGUUCAUGUGGAACUCCAGGAUGUAUGCAAUGUGUUCAACAGACUGUUCUUGUUCCAGUCACAACUACAACUUGCUGCAAAUGUUGUCAGCCCGUUUGUACCAACGCUUGUACUAAUGGAGGAGGAUGCUCAUGUGGAUGUACACGUGGAGGAUGCUCGAGAAAGAGACGUUCUCUCUUGGCUAUUGCAAGCGAAGAAAUGAGCAAGAGAGGAGAUGUUAUGGUCUGA